Malus domestica (apple) is the source of this 2488-nucleotide messenger RNA. Its product is annotated as riboflavin biosynthesis protein PYRR, chloroplastic. Lineage: Eukaryota; Viridiplantae; Streptophyta; Magnoliopsida; Rosales; Rosaceae. Gene Ontology annotation, biological process: riboflavin biosynthetic process. The record is from RefSeq and is a predicted model, not a curated record. Gene Ontology annotation, molecular function: 5-amino-6-(5-phosphoribosylamino)uracil reductase activity; diaminohydroxyphosphoribosylaminopyrimidine deaminase activity; NADP binding.
UGAUUUAAUGGUUACAUAUGGAGGUUUUCUAAAAGUUAUAAUAAUUGUAGCUGUAGGAUCAAAAUCUAACGGUCUGUGUGAUUUGUUCAAGAGGCUCAGCAGGCUAAGCUCAGGAGAGGAUCCAAAUCUGUCUUGAUGUAUCCGGGAGAAAAGUGUGGAAAUCACAGAACAAAAAUCCGAUGUGAUCAGGCGAUGGAUGUAUAUUUAUGUACUUGCAGCAAAUUGCGAGUUAAAAGACAAACUCAAUGCCACUUACUACUACAGUUUAAUAGUAUUCCUAUUCAUUUAUAAGCGAGAUGUCUUAUAUUAGAUUCUUGCUAACAACGAAUUUGAAUCAACAGCUCAAACCACUAUUAAGAUAUUUCUAAAUGGGCCAAAUCGAAUUGCCUAUAAACCUAUCCAUCACAGCCCCAAUUAUUUUUCUUAAAAAGGAAAAUAAAUAUAAACAGGUCCAAUUUAAUUAUUUUACUUUUUAUCGCGGUAAAAUUAAGCUUCAUUUGGUUCGUUAUUAGUAUUACUUACUGCUGCGUACAGCAUGAGGGUGGAAUACUGAACGGUGAGUAUCGUCUAUGAUCUAUCUAUGCUUCCAAUGGCGGCGUUAUCUUUGCCACCAGUGAGAGUCUACUGCAGCGGCGGCGCCGCCACACCCAACAGCAGUAUUAGUAACAACAAUUUACUCGGCAACCACGCGCUCGAUGCCGCCCACAUCCGACGAGCCGCCGAGCUGGCCGACGGAUCCGCCGGAUUCACCUCUCCCCACCCAAACUUCGGGUGCGUCAUUGCCUCCAAAUCCGGGAAAGUCGCCGGCGAGGGAUUCCUCUACGCCCAGGGCACCAAGCCCGCCGAGGUCCUUGCCGUCGACGCAGCUGGCGAUUUCUCACGCCGCGCCACUGCUUAUCUCAACAUGGAGCCCGGUGAUUGCCACGGUGACCACUCUGCCGUCUCCGCCCUCGUUCAGGCAGGGAUUGAAAGGGUGGUGAUUGGGCUGAGGCAUCCAUUGCAGCAUUUGAGAGGGAAUGCCAUUCGGGCUUUGAGAAGUCAAGGCUUGCAAGUUGAUGUUCUUGGUGAGGACCUCAACAGUAAACUCAUUGAGGAAGCACGAAAAUCAUGCCUCCUUGUCAAUGCUCCAUUAAUUUGUAGAGCUGCUUCUCGAGUCCCCUUCUCCGUUCUCAAGUAUGCCAUGACUCUUGAUGGAAAAAUUGCUGCUAGCAGCGGACAUGCAGCAUGGAUCAGCAGCAAAACGUCUAGAAAUCGAGUGUUUGAACUGCGGGGUAGAAGUGAUGCAGUCAUUGUAGGAGGAAAUACAGUGCGCAAGGACAAUCCAAGACUAACUGCAAGACAUGGUGGUGGACAUAUGCCUAUGCGGAUUGUAAUGUCACAGACUCUUGAUCUCCCAGAGGAAGCACACCUUUGGGAUACCUCUGAUGUAUCUACUAUAGUUGCAACACAGAGGGGUGCAAGAAGGCAUUUCCAGAAACAUCUUGCAUCAAAAGGAAUUGAAGUGGUGGAGUUUGACAUCUUAAACCCCAGAGAAGUAAUGGAAUACUUCCAUGAUCGUGGAUAUCUUUCACUUUUGUGGGAGUGUGGGGGGACAUUAGCUGCAGCUGCUAUUUCAUCCGGAGUAAUACAUAAGGUGUUCGCAUUUGUUGCUCCUAAAAUUAUUGGUGGAAAGAAUGCGCCAUCCCCUGUGGGUGAACUCGGGAUGGUUGAAAUGACACAAGCCUUUGACCUAAUUGAUGUCUGCUAUGAACAGGUUGGACCUGAUAUGCUUAUAAGUGGAUUUCUUCAACCCAUACCAGAUGUGACCCCUGUUAUUCCAUCAGUUGAUGAAACAUUUGAAAUUGAUCCAACCGUGACUCCAUAUGAAUCAAGGAUCAUAUUCUUUUACAAAACAUGGGACCCAUACGGCGCUUUCUCAAAUUUUUCGCCUCACCAAAUUAAGAUGCCAGAUGACAGUGGUGAUUAUGAACCUUGGUUGAGUGUCGAGCAUUACUAUCAGGCUCAGAAGUUUGUUGGGGUGGAUGAUCCUGUGGCACAAGAUUGUGUUGAAAAUAUCAAGUCUGCCAGAAGUCCGGAAGAGGCAGCACGGAUAGGAAGGUCAAUGCAGAGGAAGCGUCCUGAUUUGGUAAGAUGUGAGUGGGAAAGUGUAAAGAUUGAAGUGAUGUAUAGGGCACUAAAAUGCAAGUUCUCGAUAUACCCACAUUUGAAUGCAAUGUUGCUGUCAAGUGCUGGAUGUGUUCUUGUUGAAGCAUCACCGCAUGAUCUUUUCUGGGGAGGAGGUCGGGAUGGAGAAGGGCUAAAUUAUCUGGGCAGGCUUUUAAUGCAGUUGAGAUCAGAGUUUCUUGGUGAGUCUCCUACGUCCAGUUAGAGCAUGUAAUGCGUAGUAAUAUAAUUUGUAACAAAUGAUAUAUUUGUAUUGAUUUGAUUCUCUCCUGUAACUUUAUUGUUCAUUUUGCAAUAAAGUUGCAAUUAACAGAUGACAUAGAUA